AUGGUCGGAAGUAAUAAGUCGGGAUGGAAAACGAACACAGGCGAGAAGGCCAAGACGGAGAACACUGACGUAGGGGAUCGAAAGGAAGCAGUUCGAAAGCAGGAAAGUGCACGCGAAACGCCCCAGUGCGUAUUGGGAAAGCCAUGUGCCGAGUUCGUGCUCGGUAGCUUCACCGAGGACUACAACGGCGAGGCGUCUGACCUUGAAAAUAUAUCACCUUCGUAA
Messenger RNA from Sporothrix schenckii 1099-18, 225 nucleotides. RefSeq lists its product as uncharacterized. Lineage: Eukaryota; Fungi; Ascomycota; Sordariomycetes; Ophiostomatales; Ophiostomataceae. Bases 1 to 225 code for a protein of 74 amino acids. The record is from RefSeq and is a predicted model, not a curated record. The transcript is spliced from 2 exons.